This is a messenger RNA of Syzygium oleosum, 2940 nucleotides long. RefSeq names its product pentatricopeptide repeat-containing protein At5g03800-like. Gene Ontology annotation, biological process: RNA modification. Gene Ontology annotation, molecular function: protein binding; RNA binding; zinc ion binding. Lineage: Eukaryota; Viridiplantae; Streptophyta; Magnoliopsida; Myrtales; Myrtaceae. The record is from RefSeq and is a predicted model, not a curated record. The coding region runs from base 142 to 2880 and encodes 912 amino acids. The transcript has a single exon.
AUCCGGGAGCAUCUACUUUUUUGUGAAUUCGGGCAACUGCAAAAUUGACGGAGAAGAAGGCGGCGAGAAAACCAACGGCGGGAGCCGCAGCAACCUCUGCAAAAGCUGACGAUUUGGUGAUUAUGUUGGCGUCCGGCAUCCAUGGCCGCCCUUAUCCAGCCCACCACCGCCGUCGCUCUUCCCUCUCCUUCUGUCCUCCCAAAGCUCUCCUCUUCGUCCCCACCUUCCUCGUCACUUUCUCUCUCUAAACCGAAGCUCCUCCAGUCCGCCGCCGUCGCCGCUGCCGCCUCUUCCGCCUCCGCCUCCGCCCAAUUUCUCUUACCUCAGCCUCCACCUCCACCGCCGCCGCCACUCCCACAACCCUUUCUCUUCGAAAGCCGGCGCCUUUUCCCGUCCGAGCCCUUCGAUGGCCCUCCUCCGCCGGACGCGACGGAUUCUCUCGCUGACAGCUGUUUCGACUUGCUUCGUCUCUCUGUAAGACACGGCGAUGUCGACCUCGCCAGAGCCGUGCACGCUCUCGUCCUCAAGCUCGAGGAACAUCCCAGUUUGUGCAAUGCUCUCAUCGUGGCGUACCUCAAACUUGGCCGCACUUCGGAUGCUUACGGCGUCUUCGGCGGGCUUUCGCAUCCCAAUGUGGUUUCUUAUACGGCCGUCGUCUCCGGUCUCGCGAAGGCGGACCGAGGGUUCGAAGCGGUGGAGGUUUUCUUCAGAUUGAUGAGUUCAGGUAUUCAGCCAAAUGAGUAUAGCUUCGUUGCUAUUCUGACCGUUUGUAUACGGCUCACUGAGUUGGAGCUAGGUUUGCAAGUCCAUGCUUUGGCGGCUAAAACGGGUUAUUUAGAAAGCGUUUUCGUUUCGAAUGCACUUAUGGGUAUGUACAAUAAAUGCGAGUGUCUGGAUUCUGUUCUUGAAUUGUUUGACGAAAUGCCUAAGAGAGACAUUGCUUCCUGGAAUACUGUAGUUUCGGGAUUGGUGAAGGCCCAAAUGUACGAGAGGGCAUUUGAAUCUAUUCGGCAAAUGGACCAAAUGGAUGGUUUUAGAGUUGAUUAUAUGACUCUUUCUGCGCUUUUGACCGCCUGUACUGAUUCUAGUAGUUUAAUUAGAGGAAAAGAAAUUCAUGCUCAUGCCAUCAGAAUUGGUAUGGCGACUGACUUGAGUGUGAACAAUGCACUCAUCAAGUUUUAUAUAAAAUGUGGAACCAUAGAUGAUGUGGAGACCUUGUUUGAGAAGAUGGCCACGAGGGAUGUUAUCACUUGGACAGAGAUGAUUAGAGCCUAUGGGGAGUUUGGGUCGAUUGAUAUGGCUAUGGAUAUGUUUCAUACAAUGCCAGAGAAGGAUUCUGUUUCUCGCAAUGCCCUUUUGGCAGGACUCUGUGAAAAUGGCAAAGCUUUUGAAGUGCUAGAUUUAUUUAUUAGUAUGGUGGAGGAGGGCUUGGAGUUGACUGACUACACCUUAACUACUGUUGCUAAGGCCUGUAGGUUGCUUGGGGCACGGAAACUUAGUGAGCAGUUGCAAGGGUUUAUUAUCAAGUUUGGUCUCCUGGCAAAUGCUUGUGUUGAAGCAGCUUUGCUCGAUAUGUGCACUCAUUGUGGGAGGAUGGUGGAUGCUGGAAAGAUGUUCAAACGGUGGCCCUUUGAGUGGGAUAGCUCUAUCAUAUGUACUUCGAUGAUAUGUGGGUAUGCACGUAGUGGGCUGCCGGAUGAGGCAAUGUCACUAUUUUGCCGUUUUCGAGCAGAAGGGAGCAUAAUUCUUGAUGAAGCUGCAUCAACUUCAAUACUCGGUGUUUGUGGAACUCUAGGGUCUGAUAGGAUGGGUGAGCAAAUUCACUGUCAUGUUCUUAAAUCUGGAUUAUCUUCAGAUUUAGAGGUAGCAAAUGCGUUGAUCAGUAUGUACUUCAAGUGUUGGAAUAUGGAUUCUGCUAAAAAAGUCUUUAACAUUAUGCCUGCACAUGAUGUAGUUUCAUGGAAUGGCUUGAUUGCGGGGUUCAUCAUACAUAGGCGGGGAGAUGAUGCCCUCACAGUCUGGUCAAACUUACACAAAGCAGGGAUAAAGCCUGACAAGAUCAGCAUCCUUUUAGUUAUAUCAGCUUACAAAUACACUAAAAUGUGUUUAGUCGAUGAAUGUUGUAGAUUCUUUUCAUCCAUGCGAACAGAAUUUGAUAUAGAACCUUCACAGGAGCAUUAUGCAUCAUUUGUUGGUGUUUUAGGAAUCUGGGGAUUUUUUGAGCUUGCAGAGAAAACAAUCAGCAAUAUGCCUUUUGAAGCAGAGGCUUCAGUCUGGCGAGCUUUGCUUGAUGGAUGUAGAAUCCAUUCCAAUGCAAUUCUCGGUAAAAGAGUUAUAAAGCAUUUACUUUCAAUGGAACCACAAGAUCCUUCCACCUAUGUGCUUGUUGCAAAUCUGUACUCUGCCUCUGGAAGAUGGCAUUGCUCUGACACAGUGAGGAAAGAAAUGAGAGUCAAAGGGUUUCAGAAACAGCCUUCACGGAGUUGGGUCAUCCAUCAAAACAAGACAAUAUCAUUUUAUACAAGAGAUAAGUCCCAUUCCCAAGCCAAGGACAUCUAUAGCGGGUUGGAAAUCCUAAUUUCAGAAUGCCAAAAAGCUGGGUAUGUGCCUGACACAAGCUUCGUUCUCCAUGAAGUUGGAGAACAUCAGAAAAAGGAUUUCUUGUUCUAUCACAGUGCAAAACUUGCUGCAGCAUUCGGGCUUUUGAUGAAUAGACCGGGAAAACCCAUCAAGAUUGUAAAGAACAUCAGCCUUUGUGAGGACUGUCAUCAGUUCUUGAAAUACACAUCAGCCAUCACAAAUAGACAAAUACUCUUGCGGGAUGCUUCGGGAUUUCACUACUUCUCAGGUGGGCACUGCUCGUGCGACGACCGAUGGUAAAGCUCGUGCAGGUUAUGCUCCCACGUCUUUUGCUCAAAGUGUGUGGUUGUCUUAAGUAUA